AUGAACAAUUUGUGCAGAAUUUGUUUAAAAGUUUCUGACGAAAAUAUGCAAAACGUGCAAGAAAGUGUAAUAUUUUUUAAAAUUCGAACAUUUCUAACGAUUGAAAUAUCAACGGAAAAUUCAUUGCCCAAACAAAUAUGUAAAGAAUGUUCAAAUAAAACAACAGAAUUGUAUCAAUUUUGCUUAAGUAUUCAAGAAAAUGAAGCCAAAUUAAAAUCAUAUAUAAAAAAUGGAUGUUUACAAGAAUAUUAUUCUAAUUUAAUAAAUAAUAUAGAUUUUAAAGAUGAAAAGACUGAUAUUGUAUUUUGUGAGAAUAAUGAUGUUAAAACUGAGACUGAGAACACCUAUUCUGAGUUAGUAGAAACAAACAAAAAUGUAAUUGAAAACAUAGAUAAAUGUGAUGAACAUUUAAAACAAGAGUGUUUCAUAGAUGAUAUUCAAGAUGAUCAUUACAGUUCUAAUGAGGAAUUAACACUAGCAACUAUAAAAAGUAUAAAAAAAGAAAAAAACCUUACAGAAAACAAAAAAAAAGUAAAAACAAAAAAGAAGUUAAAACAAAAGACUAAAGAGGAACUGUCCAAUGAUUCAAAUACUUCCACAGAUAAUAUAAAACAAUUUACUUGUUUAUCUUGUUUGAAGAUAUUCGAAGCUCAGAACAGCCUUAUACAGCAUUAUCAUACUGAACAUUUGAAAAAAGGUAAAAAUUCAUCUGUGAAUUAUUCUGAAUGUAAUUUGGAUGGAAAUAUAACAUAUAGUUGUAAAACAUGUGAGCAUACAUGUAAUAUAAAGAAAGAUAUAAUAAAACAUGGUGCCAUUCAUUUUGAUGAGAGACCUCUGAUUUGUAAACUUUGUGGUAGAACUUAUAAAACAGUUCCAGAGAUCAUCCGGCACUCUAGGGUCCAUAAUGGUAUAAAACUUCAAUGUUCAUACAAGUGUGGCUACAGUACUGCUUACCAAGGAGCUUUGAAAGAGCAUGAAAAUAGACACCAGAAUGUCUAUAAGUACACUUGUGAUAAAUGUGGUGUUGGUUUCCACGUGAAGACUUGGUAUGAACAGCAUCAGAACAUUCAUACUGGACUGAAGCCUUAUAUCUGUGAUAUUUGUGGUCAUGCCUUCCAUAUGGCCAGAUACUUGUCAGCCCACAGGAGUUUGAAGCAUCCGCAGUCGUCAAGCGUGAAGCGAUAUACUUGUGUGCAUUGUGGACACAAGUGCGAUAGUGCCAACAGUCUUGCUCUGCAUAUGGAGCAACAUGGCAUAAACAAAGAAAAGGAAUUUCUUUGUGACUUCUGUGGCAAGAUACUCGCUAGUGCUGAUCAAUUGAAGUAUCAUCAUCGCAUGCAUUUAGGAGUUAAACCUUAUUCUUGCAGUAUAUGCAACAAAACGUUUGCAAAGAAGUUUAAUGUGAAGAUCCAUAUGAGUUCACACAGUGGGGAGAAGACUCAUGCUUGUUCCCGAUGCGGCAAGAGAUAUACACAGAGAAGCACGCUGUUACGACACUUAAAAAGACACCAUGGUAGUGCAUCGCCAAAACGUUCAGAAUAA
This is a messenger RNA of Spodoptera littoralis (African cotton leafworm), 1542 nucleotides long. NCBI's taxonomy places the organism in Eukaryota, Metazoa, Arthropoda, Insecta, Lepidoptera, Noctuidae. The record is from the annotation of a GenBank genome assembly.